Trichobilharzia szidati is the source of this 2651-nucleotide messenger RNA. The record is from the annotation of a GenBank genome assembly. NCBI's taxonomy places the organism in Eukaryota, Metazoa, Platyhelminthes, Trematoda, Strigeidida, Schistosomatidae.
UAAGUGAUAAAACCAAGGAGGAGAGAUAACAAUUCACUGCUUUUAUUUGGUAGCAUCAGGUGACGACAUCAGAGGACAGACAGUCAAAGUUCGAGAAUUAGUGAUCAACAUCCUGGUGGAAGUGAUACGCCAAAUCAACGAAAGUGUCUAUUGACGAUCACAACAUGAGUAAACAAUCGGCAACACCCAUGUAUCAGUCGUCCGAUCCACAAUUGGUUUGGCAUAGGGAAUGUGAUGUAGCAAAAGAAGAUUUUGUCGCUACCUGGUCAUCAGGAUAUCAAAGGGAUAGUUUGUCCAGAUUGAAUUCUCUACUGAUUUGGCCUGAUGAAGUGGAGGCUGUUGGUCCCCGAAUUAAAGAGUUGCGCAAUCAGACGAAAUUUUGUUCAGCACAUCUUGUUGAAGAAGUUGUAAAGUACAAGGAUCAACUGGAUGAAAUUCUCGUUGACGUGAAUCUUUCAAGUCUUCGACGAUCUAAUCCCCAUCAAUCGAUGGCAAGUGGGAUUUUUAACAACCGUGACGGAAUACCAGUGGCUAAUAUCGAUUCUAUAUUCAAUGGAAUGUUUAGAGAUGCCGCUAAUCAGGAUGAAAUUUUAUACUUCGCGGAAAUUUGCUCGGUAUCCUGUGGCUUUUCAGAAUACAUUUUAUGGCGGAGGUGUUAUCCCUUUUAUCCCCUUGAUUCCUCACGGAACAAUGAGUCUAAUGAUGAUGAUGAUGAUCGCAGUUGUAGAAGCUGGAAUUCAAGUAAACAGCCGGUGCUUUCUGCUAAAGGAUUCUGGUUUACUUCGUCCAUUGCUGGAAGAAAAAUGAAUAGUGAUGUUGCUCCAAUGGUAGCCUGCAGGCCAUGCUCCGGUGAUAUCGCGAAAUGGUUUGAUUUGAAGUCGUUCGCUUCCUUGAUUAGUCGUGGUUCGAACGGUGUUGGUGUCCAUGUGGUGUUUGCAGGCUGGCGCUUAUCUCUUGAUGAAGUGCAGAGUAAACGGACUUUUGUGUGUCAGUGUUUGUGCGCUCUGACAAUUUUAAGACCGGGUGGUCAUUUUCUUAUGGAAUUAUCCGAUACACUCACGGAGUUCACCGCUGGUCUUAUCUAUAUAAUGGGACAUUUAUUUGAAGAGAUUUUCAUCGUCAAACCUAUAGCUUGCAGUCAAUCACAUUCCAUAAGUGUGUCAUUUAGAUUUAGAUUAUUGGUAUGCAGAAGUCUACGAACGGAACUGACUUCAAUGGCUGGUUGCAAGCCACCUUCACCGCCACCUCGAGUGAACUGUGAUCGUGAAUGUGUGAGCAAGCAUCAGAAGACAGUGGCCGGUGGUUCACAGAAGUCACACAAAUUUGAAGCCUGUAAAAAUGAAGCCAUAACAAAGCAAAGAAUUAUGAAGACUACAACAGCGACACAUUUGAAUGACGCUGGAGCUAAUGAUGAUUACAAAAACGGGUCAACUCCACUUUCACUUGUCAUCAAGUAUCUUAAACAAGUCAGUGAAAAAUUGAAAUAUAUAAUGGCAUCACGUGAUUGUAAGAUUGAUAUAUUAAGAAUGUGUCGGAGUGAAAUUAUGGAAGGUGAUGACAAGUUCAUGCGUUUCAUGCGAAAUAUGAAUGAAAAAAUUAUAAUUCGUCAGUGUAUCGCGAUGUCUAAAGUGAUCGCAUUUGCACAAGAUUCACGUCUUGACGAACUUAGUCGAUGUGGUUUAGCAUAUUCAUGCUUAAUGAAAUGGAAGAUUCCCCAUCAGUCUGAGUUUGACUGGCCUGAAAUCUGUCCAGAGGAACUUUUACGUCUUUAUCUAGUAAUGACUGAUGAGUUUCUCACCUGUUCUGAACCACUACCUGCCCAAUAUCAUCCAUCUAUGCGACUGACUUCACUGAGGAAAACGCAUGAUAUAAUGAAUAGGUUGAUGAGCUUUACUGGGCGUCGAAUUGGAUUGGUUUGCGGCAGCCCGUCAUUGACUUCAACAGGUGCACCUGCUCAACCGAUGUUGAUUUUCUCAAACGGUAGGAAACAUCGGCCUCAGCUUGAGAAAUGCACUGUGGAUGGUUAUCAAUGGGCGAAUUUAAGUGAAAUGAUACCAGGAUUACAACCUCGACUCCCAGCUGCAACGGUGGUCUGGGGACAAGCAAUUAAUGAGAUUUGUUUGAAGACUGGAUCAGAAAAACCCGCACUGUUUGUUUACGAUGUUCUUUGCAUAUAUGGUCGUGAUUGUCGUCGAUUGGGUUAUCGAAAUCGGAUGAAACUUGCAGAGCGGAUGGCGAAUGUAGUCAAUUUUCCUGAUAUGGAAGCAUCGAAUAUUCGUACUGCACCGUUGGUGAAUUUAUCACGACUUGAAGAUUACAUGAAUGGACUUCGUCUUUUCCCUAUAAGAAAUUCUGGGCAACAUGUUCCAAUGCAUUGUUUCCCUGAUGGUUUCGCAUUCCAACCACACUCUUUAUUGUUAGUUGAACAUUUGAAAAAGAAUUGGUUGGAAACAGUCAAUCAAAAUACUGGUAAACUGCAGUACUUCAAUCGACUCACCUUAGAGUGUACUUCUCAUUUACCUGAUAGUGAACAGCUAACAUUUGCUGAAACACAAUACACGCAAUUACCUGUGAAAGCAGAAGACGAGAGUUGUACGGAUGUCAUGGCUUUUGUCGGACAAAUUGAAAAGAUGAAGGUUCUUCUCGACUGA